CGGAAUAUGUAAAUAAUUAUGAAUUAAAAACAAACUAAAAAACAGCCGUCAUUGAUGUACACAUGACAACCUGUGUAAUAAAUUAUUAAGUUCAAAUAUCUUGGAAUAUAAAAAUCUAAUCAAAAAUAUUUAAACUUUAAAAAUUUUGGCUCUCACGUUGUGCAAUGGCUGAAGAAUUCGAGAUGAUAGUCAAAAGAGUUUUCAACAACUGGACAGGUCUUCGAUUGGCUGUAGAAAAUGGAAUGGGGGGCCGAAAUGGUCAAAAAACAGCAAUAGAAAUGAUGGAAUAUGUGUAUCAGUAUUGCAUGUUAAAUCAAAAUCUCGAUCCGUAUGAAUUGGAAGGAAUAAUUGAAGAAAUGCUAGAUGAAGAAUUUAAUACAAUUUGUGAAGAUAAUUCCGUAAAGGAAAUAGCAUCAAUUUUGUUUGAAUGUUUAGGUUUUUACAAAUCGCAAAAUAUUCAAGAAUUAAAAAAUUCCUUUUUGAAAAUGCCAUCGAAAGAACAAUGGCUGAUUCCAAACGCUUCUCUUAGAAUUGAUGUAACUGAUAGUGACAGUGAUACGGAAUCUGAAAUGGAAGUUGAUGAGCCUUCACAUAGAGAAUCAAAAAAAGAAGAUUCGUUUGUAGAGCCAGAGGAAGGUUGGACAACGGUCAGAAGGAAAAAGUGAUUUCCCUUGCAUAUGUGAUUAGGCAUUAGUUUUAAGUUAUUAAUAAUUUUUUUUUUCUGCAAAACUGAUGUUUGAAAAUAAAACAAAAACUUUCAUAAAAAUGUAA
This is a messenger RNA of Condylostylus longicornis, 771 nucleotides long. RefSeq lists its product as uncharacterized. The record is from RefSeq and is a predicted model, not a curated record. The transcript has 3 exons. NCBI's taxonomy places the organism in Eukaryota, Metazoa, Arthropoda, Insecta, Diptera, Dolichopodidae. Gene Ontology annotation, cellular component: nucleus. Gene Ontology annotation, biological process: maturation of SSU-rRNA from tricistronic rRNA transcript (SSU-rRNA, 5.8S rRNA, LSU-rRNA). The coding region runs from base 165 to 665 and encodes 166 amino acids.